Molecule: messenger RNA, 1677 nt
Organism: Rhodofomes roseus
Lineage: Eukaryota; Fungi; Basidiomycota; Agaricomycetes; Polyporales; Fomitopsidaceae
Product: serine carboxypeptidase
Exons: 13
Coding region: 101-1609 (502 amino acids)
Biological process (GO): proteolysis
Cellular component (GO): fungal-type vacuole
Molecular function (GO): serine-type carboxypeptidase activity
Source: RefSeq, a predicted model, not a curated record
GGGAACUCGGCAUUUCUUCCAGCUGUGUCGCGGAUCCGUCAGACUCUGAGCGCGUUCAUAAACCGCACUGGCGCAGCCUGCUCAGACCUCGUCUGCCACCAUGCUCUGGCACCGUCUCUCCUGUCUCCUCGUUGCCGCCGUCGUCGCCAGUGCUACCCAGUUCCCGUUAGUGCACUCAAGCGUCAAGGCACAAAAUGUCCCAGGCGUUGGCUUCGCUGCAGACCAGUACGACGCUGGUCUCUUUACGCCGCUGGGCGACCUCUCCGCUCUGUCGACGGACGAGUUCACGACUCUCAGUCAUCCGCUCUUCCCGAACUACAAUGUGCGCAUCAAGAAGUCCGAGUUUUGUGAUGGCACCGUGGGGACGUACACAGGAUAUAUAGACAUCCAGGCUAGACAUCUCUUCUUCUACUUCUUCGAGAGCAGGAGCGACCCCGCCACGGACGACGUCAUCUUCUGGACGAAUGGAGGCCCGGGAUGCUCCUCGUCCCUAGGUCUUUUCAUGGAGCUUGGGCCCUGCCGGGUCACCAGCCCUGACAACGCCACAUUCAACCCAUACUCCUGGAACGAGAAGGCCAACAUCUUCUUUGUCGAUCAACCUAUCGGUGUUGGCUUCAGUUACGCUGAGUACGGAGAGACGGUCAGCACGACCCCGGAAGCAGCCAAGGAUAUCGCCGCAUUCGUCGCCAUCUUCUUCGAGCACUUCAGCCAGUUCAAGGGACGUGCCUUCCACAUGGCCGGCGAGUCCUAUGGGGGCCGCUACAUCCCUGUAUUUGCGGCAGAGGUUUACGACCAGAACGCGAAGCUGGUCGAGGCAGGUCUGACUCCUGUCAAUUUGUCUUCCAUCAUGAUAGGCAAUGGAUGUACGGACUGGGCCACAAUGGUCCCAUCGUACUACGACAUGACCUGCAGCCCAGCUUCAGUCGCUCCCAUUAUGGACAUCAGCUCGUGUGUGCGUAUGAAGCGGACGGUGCCGCGCUGCCAAGAAGCCCUACAGAAGUCCUGCGUAGACGCGUACGACAGCUUUGGCUGCUCGGCGGCCAAUCUAUUCUGCUCGGCGGAGAUCAUCGAGCCCUUCUUUGACUCAGGGUACAAUCCCUACGACAUCAGCAGGCUAUGUGACGGCCCCAUAUCCGAUACCCUCUGCUACCCGGUCACAAAAGCAAUUGGCGCCUAUCUUGACCGACCGGAUGUUCGCAAGCAGAUUGGUGUCGACGCGUUCGUGACCGCGAACUUCAGUAGCUGCAACAACGAGGUGAAUGCGGCGUUCCACGCAGCAGACGACCAGAUGUUCCCGACGCAAUUCUACAUCGGUGCGCUCCUCGAGCGUGGCGUGCGUGCGCUGAUCUACGUCGGCGCGAAUGACUGGAUUUGCAACUGGGUCGGCAACGAUCGCAUGUUGCAUGAUCUGGAGUGGACGGGGCAAGAGGCAUUCGUCAAGGAACCGCUGAAGGAGUGGACAGUUGACGGCACUGCUGCUGGUCUGACGAGGAGUGCUGGUUCUCUGACGUUCGCUACAAUCUAUGGCGCUGGGCAUAUGGUUCCCUACGAUAAGCCCGCAGAGUCCCUCAAGUUGACGAAGCGAUGGCUGGCGAAUAAAGAACUGUGACUUAUCUGUAUAGCAAGGCUUCUGAAUUUCAGCCGAUGCGACGGACAUAAUACAUUCGGUCAACACAA